Schistosoma spindalis is the source of this 1513-nucleotide messenger RNA. The record is from the annotation of a GenBank genome assembly. NCBI's taxonomy places the organism in Eukaryota, Metazoa, Platyhelminthes, Trematoda, Strigeidida, Schistosomatidae.
AGCAUUUCCAGGACUAACACAGGUCACCAAGCCCCCUGUCCUUUGCAAACUCUAACUGAAUAUGACUCACAGAUAUUAGACAUUGAAGGACAAGCGUACUGCUUGGUUUAUGCGUCGAUUGUAUUGGCAGAUAUUCCUAAUAGAUUCAUCAUCGAAUAGUCCACAAUGUCAUCGAAGAUCCAGCUAUUUCGAAAUAUUCUCCGUGAACUUCGACAUGUUCGAAAGAAUCAAAAAGCGCCUUUUGACUAUUCACCAGUAAUGCAAUACGUUAUUUCUGAAUUUAGAAACAAUCAUUUAACCGAUGCUCAAAAAUGUGCUAGAGAAAAUGAAAGUGUUCAUCUAGCUGAAACAUAUUUAAAUUAUUUGCAGAAUUUACGAAAACAUUCAGAGCUCGUGGAAUUGUAUAAAUCCAAAGAGAAAACAACUGAAGAAGCUGCGAAAAUGGUUGGAUUAGCUCUACCAGAAACAAAUUAUCAUGAAUAAUAAGAAUACUUACAAUACUUUGCCUAGGAUAUAUUCCAUUGUAUACUUUCAUUGUUAGAUAUUGUUCCUACCAUGAAUUCAUUAGAUACUCGAAUAGGUUAAUAAGGCAGUAUCCAUAUACUUUUGUUUAUAUUGUUUAAAAAUUCGAUUUUAAUCUCAAAUAAUCAAUGGCUAUUCUAUUUGUCUUCAGUAAAAUAGUUCUGUUAGUUUUCGUUUUAGUAAAGUACUCCUGUGUAUUUCAUUGAUUUGCUGACACUAUUGAACAAAAAUAUAAUUCUUUGGUUCGUAGGAAUAUGAGAUGUCUAUAGAAGGAUAGAUUGCAUCAUAAAGUGGUCUGAGAUUCUAAUUAUCAGAUAAGGUUACGUAAUAAUCAGGGAGUUAGAUAACAAUAGAAAGAUGAAAGGUAAACAUAAAAGUCAUAAUAAUAACUGUGCAAUAAUCAUUAAAAAUUAUUGAGGGAUGAUGAUAACUUAUUACGGUUUGAAAUUACAAAACAUCAAUUUAAAAGAAAACUAACGAAAAUUUGCUGCAGAAGGGAAUUAGGGCCAAUAAAGAAUAAGAGAUUGGACGUAUCGCUUUUGCAUGCAGAGUUCUGGCUUGAAUUGGUGGAUCGGCAGUGCAUAAGUUUCUGAUUGUGUAGAUUAUUUUAAAAGAAGACUCCUUCGGAGCAACAUUUCCAGAGUUAAUCAGAUGCUCCUGUAUUGAGCUUGUAACUGUUUUGCAUUCUCCUUUUCAAAGCCAUUCUGGGUAGUGUUCUGAGAUUAUAUUUAUUUAUUUGAACAUAUAAAUAUCGGUACAAUAGGGAACCGAAUACACACAAGUCGCUUGACUUGUGUAUGGGCUGCGAUACUGCACGGGUGCCCAGACCGUAGCAGGUGGUUUUCUUAGGUGGCCACACCCGGAGCCUUCGACCUAGAAGUCUGGUCCACAAGGCAGUGGGGCAGCGUCGGGAGUUGCAGUCCUAUGGUAGCCGGUGACCAACAAUUGGUUCAUACGCCAUUUGUUUCUUCAGGAUACUGGAGCCCAUGUG